This is a messenger RNA of Topomyia yanbarensis, 1815 nucleotides long. RefSeq lists its product as uncharacterized. Gene Ontology annotation, cellular component: nucleus. Gene Ontology annotation, molecular function: zinc ion binding. The record is from RefSeq and is a predicted model, not a curated record. Bases 410 to 1798 code for a protein of 462 amino acids. NCBI's taxonomy places the organism in Eukaryota, Metazoa, Arthropoda, Insecta, Diptera, Culicidae. The transcript is spliced from 6 exons.
CGAAGACCAGGCCCUUUUGAGAUGAGUUAUAAAUCCUUAGAUAAUCAAUGCUAAAUCACUUCAAUUGUUAGUGAUACAUGAUAAACUGAUUCAAGUACAAAAUCAUUUGAACCAGUCGUGAAAUUUUUUUACCGUGUAGUGAGGCGUUGCAAAAUCAUUUGAAUUAGAUGACAAUUUUUACUGUGCACAGACUUUAGGAAAGGUGAACAGCUGAUCACACAAUAGUAAACAUGACAUAAGUAAACAAUUUAUUUGUGAUUUUGUUGAGCACGACAACCUGUUAGUACAGGCUUUGAAUCAGGCCAAGGAAGUUUAUUACCAUUCCGAUCGAACUAGGGUUCGGAAAAAUCUAGGUCCUAGGGAAAAGUAAUGUGUUUUGAUCAGUAGCAUCAACUGGUUACACGUGAAAAUGGCCUCAUGUCUCCUGAUGCCGGAAUGCUGCCGUUGUUGCUUGGCAUCGGAAAGCGAAAUGUUCGAUGUGUUCGAACAAAUGGACGAGUUUGAGAGUAAAAUUUCCGAUGUAAUUGCAAAUUGCGGUGGAAUAACGAUUACGGAAACCGACUACUUCUCAAAAAGUAUCUGUUCAAACUGCUUGACUGAUUUAGCCCAUGCUGCUCGGUUUAGGUUGCGCUGCAUGAAGACGGAAGAUGUACUCCAAACUACGAGGCUGGACGUCAAAAAUUCAGUUUUACAUCGAAAAUACUUGCAAUCGACCAGUAGUACAGAGUCGAUUGAUCAGUGGUCAGCAGAGAGCUACAGUAGCGCGGUUAAGGCGGAAUUUUCAGACAUCGAGACCGCAAAUGGGGUGAAGGCAAACGAAGCAGAAGAUUCAUCAAGUCACCCAACAACUGCAAACUUUGCCAGUUCUUUCAGUAGUGUGUCUGGUGCGUGUCAGUCACAACAUCACGUUGGGCGAACGCAAAUACCAAACAGUACUUCCAAUAAUAGUCAUCCUAUUGAUGUGCAUUCGUUUUUUCAGGUGAAUAAGCAACAGCAUUACUACGAGAGAGAUCACUUGAGAAGUAUCAUCAGCGAUAAGUUGGAUGCAGUCAAGACGGAAAUAACUAGCACAGUACUGAGUGUUAUGGAUGCGCUACUGUACAAAGCUGUUGCCGCACUAAGAAGCGAUUGUCAUCGGGAAAUUUCACCUGUUCCUCCAGAUCAGGCGAUUGUGAAUUUGCCAGGAGAGUUAAUAUUGGGAAAAAAUGAAGAAUUCAAGCCCAUAAAAACAGCCAAAGAAUUAGAAUGUCUAGAACAGAAUCUAAACGAUCCUGUUUUUGCCCAAAGAUUGUUCUCACACAUGCGAGAAAAAAUUGGUAACAAGGGCGACAACUACCGCGGCCAGAACACCUGCUACUAUCUAAUCGACCGGUUUUUUGAUCGAAAGUUUUUGAUACACUGCUCCUGGAGCGGAGGCAGCCGAAGUGACAUUGAGAAGAGUGCUAUCAAAGACUGCAAGAACAUUCUGGCCCUGUUUUACAGAAUUGUAAGAAGUACAAACGAAAAGUUUUCCUUCCACCUUCUGGAAAACUUUUUCAAAUCGGUUGUAAAGAACGCCAAGAAACGCAGUGAAGCCAAGGGAUUGCGCGUAUCGACAAUCCACCGGCGCAAGAAAAAGUCUUCUAAAUCGGCUGGUAGUAUCUCUCUGUCUACAAACGCUGCCGGUCUCGACAAAGAUGUAGUAGCUUCGGUACAGGGGCUAUUGGAAAAAGCUGACACUGGCAAGCGACUUAAAUUGGAUAUUUCCGAUGCCAAUAUGCGUCAAAAUAUAAUUAUUUCAGAUGCACUCUUAGAAUAAAAUAGACAUCACUUGAA